AAAGAAACGGCAGCGCUGCACGGAGAUGGCUACCAACAGCAUGGGAAGUGUGUGCAACACACCGCGCGACCACACGAGGGCUGCGCGCUACAGCUCGCAUAGCUUGAUAUCUAUAGAACCGUCGGCGGUGUAUCCUCCCGUUGAAGGCGAAACGUCAUCGAGCGAGAAUGCAAUCAAAGCAGCCAUGUAUGGAUUCAUCAACGCGAUCUUUUUGAUUCCCGUGACCAUGAGCUUCACAGCCAUUAUUUUCAGCGACCCGUUCUUUCAACCAUACAUGCCAGCAUUGGUGAAGCUCGUCGGGUUUUCCUGCGCCGUGCAUCAAACGACAUUCACACUCAAGAGUUCCCUUCCGUUUGCAAUCGGUCAAGUUCAAGACGCAGGCUUGAUCUUUUUGUCCGCUAUUUCGUCGUCCAUCGUCACGAUGCUCAGCGCUGACAAGGAUCUGCCUCCAAGUGCUGUAAUCGCGACGACUCUUGUCACGCUCAGCUCUGCCACGAUGCUCAUGGGCCUUGCCCUGAUCUUGACUGGACACUAUAAACUCGCCAGCUUGGUGCAGUACUUGCCCAUGCCUGUGAUAGGAGGCUACUUGUCAUUCAUCGGGUUUUUCUGCUUGGAAGCGGGGAUGGGAUUGAUGGCCGGGGUCGAGAUCAAGAACAUCAUGGACUGGUGGAAGCUGAGCAAUACGGCCGCGCUUGUUCACAUCCUUCCCGGCAUCCUCUGCGGCCUUGUGCUUUUUGUCAUGUCGUCGAAAGUGCAGCACUUUUUAGUCUUGCCCUGCUGUUUGACGUUUAUUUUGCUGUCGUUCUAUGCCUUCUUGGUCGUGUCGGGGCUGACCUUUGACGACGUCCGCCACGCUGGGUGGGUGAGCUACGCCCCGGCAGCAGUGUCGUCACCGUUGGACGUAUUUGACCUGUUUGAUUUUUCCCUUGUGCAAUGGCGCGUGAUCCCCAAGCAAAUCGUCACUUGGCUCGGCAUGUACUUUGUCGUUGCGUUCUCGUCGAGUCUCGACGUCGCCGCCAUUGAAAUGAAUAUGGGGACCGAGCUCGACUACAACCAUGAACUCAAGACUGUCGGAUGGUCGAAUGCUGUGUCGGGACUCUGUGGCGGGUUCACGGGGUCGUACAUUUUUUCCCAAACCAUUUUCACGCUCAAGUCCAACACCAACAGCCGCAUCCCCGGCAUUGUCGUGCUCGUGUCCGAGUUGAUCAUCUUCGUGUUGCCGUUGGCCGUCACCGCGUACAUUCCAAAGUUCUUCUUUGGGGCAUUGCUGUCCUUGAUUGCGAUUGACCUGAUGAUGGAGUGGCUCAUUCACGCGUUUUGGAAGCUCCGAUUCCGCGAAUACCUCAUUGUCGUGUCGACGUUUGUCUUGAUCAACGUCUUGGGGCUCGAAUCGGGGAUGCUCGGCGGCCUCGUGUGUGCCAUGACCAAUUUUGUGUUCACGUAUUCUGAAGGGGUGUCCGUCCUCAAGAUGUUCAGCCGCAGCCGCGUCCAGCGCAACUAUCAAGACCGCCAGUACUUGACCAAGCACCAAUGUCAAAUCGUGGCGCUAGAGUUGCACGGGUACUUUUUUUUUGGGUCGAGCAUCCGUUUGGUGGAGCAUAUCAAGAACAACAUAUACGUGGACGCGUCCAAGUCGAACCGAUCGAUCGCGAAGGAAUCGACUCCGCUGUUGGUGGGCGGCGUCGAGUCGUCGUUUGCCGAGGAGGACCCGACUCGGUUCAUUUGCACGCUCAAGGACCUCGACGACCUGCACGGUUCGUCGCUUGGUCAGCGCAAGACGAUGCUCGAGCCGGAAACGCGCCCGACGCAGUUUCUGCUCCUGGACUUUCAACACGUGACGGGCAUUGACGCGACUGCAUCUCGCAGCUGCUUCCAAGCAAUCAAGACGAUCUUGGCCCGGCACAGCAUCACCCUCAUGUUCUCGCGCAUGUCGGCCGAUUUGGAGCGCCAACUCGAAAAGAACCAAGUGCUCAACGACGCCGACGCCGACAGCAUCAUGAUCUUCAAGUCGGUGGAUGCCGGUCUCGAAUUUUGUGAAAACAUGUUGCUGAACGAACGCCCGCCACCGACGCCGUCCACUGCCCUCCAGGCAAAGGAUUUGUUUCCCAAGGCCAAGAGGACGACAAUUAUGAACGUGUCGACCCUCACCAGCGUGCUCUCGACCGCGCUCGAGUCGUGGUCGACCGACGGCGUCAAUCUGCUCGUCGAACCGACGCACAACAUGGAAAAGUAUUUUACGAAAAAGGUGCUGGCGGCCGGCGAGCGUGUGUUUUCCCAAAGCGAUACCACGAGCAGCUUGUUUGUGGUCGGGUCAGGCGAGCUCGAGGUGUACAAGGAAACAACGCACUCGUCGGCACCGAACCGAAUUAUCAAGGUCAGCGAAGGCUCCCUCGUCGGCGACGUGGAUUUUUACCUCGAGCAAGAGCGAUCGUUCACGUGCCAAGCCACGUCCCCAUCGGUCGUGUAUGAGCUGACGCGCGAGUCGUUGGACCGCAUGGUCAAGAGCGACCCACAGCUGUGUACUGCGAUCCAAACCGUGUUCCUCAAGUGCAUGAGUCUGGGCGUGCACAACCAUUUAUUAGUCAACCACAACCCGCUCUCCGACAAGUAGGCAGGCUGCCUACACUGGCCCAGCACACACGACACGAAAUGUAAUGCCAGCUUGGUUCAAUUCUGAAAUGAGUGGAGUAUUGGCAAAUGCCGACGCUGUCGUGAGCACGCCGCGGUCCACGACAUGGCCGUCCAGGAUGACUUUGGCACAGCGCGUGACCAUUCGAGACGUCGCAACGUAGCCUGGCUCUGGGCCGUGGACACUGGUGACGACCUGCCAGUCGGGACGCCCCCCACUCGUCGCAAGGGUUUUGUACCCCUUGCCAAAAAAACGCACGUCAAACGUUGUUGUCGAGAGUUCCUCGUCGGUCGGGCCUUCAUGGCUGAAAUAUCCAAAUGUAAACACGUGCGGGUAUUGAAUCAACAGCGACCGUCC
Aphanomyces invadans is the source of this 2986-nucleotide messenger RNA. RefSeq lists its product as hypothetical. The record is from RefSeq and is a predicted model, not a curated record. Lineage: Eukaryota; Oomycota; Saprolegniomycetes; Saprolegniales; Verrucalvaceae. Gene Ontology annotation, cellular component: membrane. The coding region runs from base 26 to 2611 and encodes 861 amino acids. The transcript is spliced from 10 exons.